AUGAACGAUCGCAAUGGGCCUUUGUCACCAGUUUCAAUAGGAAGCAACAACGAAUGGUCUGAAAAAUAUCAAGACGAUAACGACUCGCCCUACCAGACGAAUCGCGGACAGCUUGCUUCACCGCCAAUAUCGAGCGGCUCAAACGGUACAAUGAAUGAGAAGGAUUUCCCACCCAGAGGUUCUUCAGGUGGCAGUCCCGGCAAUCCAUCUCCUCCAAGCUCCAUCGGUCGUUCCAGUAUUGGCACAGGUUUAUAUGCAGGGAGCGAAAGUGGACAGGAUAAGAAAGAUGAACAAUUCGAGGCCGUGCUAUCAGAACACUACGUUUCGUUGAAACGAUACCUGGCAGCGUCACUAAGAGAUGAGAAAGGGAACCCUAGGCCCAAUAGAGCGCGAGAUAAGCUGUUACGACUAUCUCCCGUUCAGUUCCAAGAACUUAGUACUGAUGUCUUUGACGAACUCCUACGAAGGCAGCAAGCCGGGCGAAGACCGCCAAACGGGCAAAGAAACGACCAAGGGCCCCCGCCGUACUUGUUACCGAAAAACACAUUCCAUCCGAAACGAAAUCAAGCCCGCCAGAAACUGUCUACAUUACCACCGCCCAGGUUCAGAGAUCUAGCUACAGAUGUGUUUUACGAAUUGGAACGAAGAUUUCCCCAGUUUACUACAGGUGAUAGAAGUCGUAUAGGCAGUCCCGUAUCUACAAGAGGACCCCCAAGUAGGAAUGGAAAUGGCACACCCGUAGAUAUGCCACCGAGAGGCCCAAGCCGUAUACGCCGACCCUCGGACGCCAGCUCUGUAGGGCCAUACUCAAUGAGAAGUGAUCGGAGAAGUGAGGGGAGAAGUGAAUCACGCAAUGGACAAAGGAUGGCGCCGCCCAAUGGCGCAAAUGGCCCCAAUGGUAGUCUGGUUAUACCGCCUUCACCUGGAAUGCCUCCUAAUGAUUACGGCAGACCGACACCCAAAACUUUUCAAAGCAACACGAUUGUACCUAAUAAAAGUACUAUGGUUGAAGAUGACGAGAGUGGUCCCGAAGAUAAUGACGAUGAUGAUGGGGAUGCCUUUGGAUUAGAAGGAGCUGCGAGGGAUCGAGAAAGCAAAAAGAACACGAGAAAUUCCGACGCCGAUCAAAAACUCAUCGACGAUUACCAAUCUCAAGUCGCAGAGCUUCGAGAACGGCUCGAUUCUAUGGAGGACGACUUGAAACGAAAGGACAACGAACUCAAUAUUGUUAUGGACCAGCAAAGGGGAAGGGAUGCAUCGGCAGAUGUGGACAAAAAGGAAUGGGAAGACCUUAGAGUGGAUCUCGAAAACAAGCUUGCGGAUGCGCAAAAUCUCAAUGAUACUUUACAAUCAGAGCUCGACCGUGUACGAGAAUCGCAAGGUAAUUCGGAUCGAGAGCUGAGGUCUCAGAUCCAGGAGCUUCAAGUUGCAGUAGAAUUUGGCAAAGGUAUGGGGCCCGGCGAUACAGAGCUGGAACGGGAAAACGAAGAGCUCAAAGCCGAGCUCAGAGAGCAGCAAGAGAUCACCGAGGAUGUUCGAAAUGAAGCCCAGGAAUUCCUUCGUGAAAUGAGGAUGUUGUCUGAACGAAGUAAUGUAUCUUAUGACCGCGAGGAGCAACUCGAAAUUAUGGUUAGCAAGUUAGAAGGUGAAGUCAACGAUUGGAGAAACCGAUAUGCGAAAACGAAGACACAGCUGCGCAGCUUAAGAACAUCUUCGAUUGGCCUAUCGAUACAAGACGCAGCCAAGUAUGCAAAUGAUAGUGGAUUUACGGCAGAGAACGGUCUUGUCAAGGAUGUUCAUAUCACUAAGUUCCAACUUUCGAUUGACGAACUUUUGCAAACGGCACGCUCCAGCGACCCUGAAAGGGUUAUCGAAUCCAUGAAGCAUGUAGUUGUCAAUGUCCGACUAAUUUCUCAGGAUAUUGAUGAAGCACCGCAAACCAAUGAAGAAUCAGCCCAAAAGCAGGCGAAGCUCAAGUCUAGGCUCUCUGCAACAGCAAAUAAUCUGAUCACCGCUUCCAAGAAUUUCGCUGGAGCGAAAGGGCUUUCACCUGUUUCUUUGCUCGACGCAGCCGCAUCUCAUCUUACCACAGCAGUAGUCGAACUUGUUCGGACGGUGAAGAUCAAACCCACGCCCGCAGGAGAGUUGCAAGAUAACGAUGGUGGUGAUAUAGCUCCAGUCGAAACAAUACCUGAGCCAUUGACAACCCAGCCCUCUGCAGUAGGAGGAAUCUUCGGGUCCAAGCCUGCAACGACUGAACUUAAGCCUGCAACAACUAAACCUUCUGCUGGAGGCAUCUUUGGUUUCUUUUCGUCACGUGAGGCAAAGCAAGAGAACGUUCCACCACAACAAGAGGUCGUUCAACCGCAACGAGAUGAUACUAAGCAGAGCAUCGACUUGCCGCGACAAAGUCUAAAUGGUUAUGAGAGACAGAGCGAGGAUUCGCAGAGGCAGAGCUUGGAUGACUACGUUCCUGGCCCAUUCCUUGGUCUACGGACUGAUCGUGCCAGCACCGAUUCAUCCAUGUAUAGUCCAAUCAACUCUCCUCGCGAAUCUGUUAUUCGUCCGAAGAGUUUCGGCAAAAACUCCCUGAGUGCAGCUCCACCUAGUCUUAGAAGUAACCCUUUGAGUCUAAAGACCAAUGGCGAUAAUACUGUCGAUGGAAGUGCUAAACCACUUCCACUAACAUUACAAGCGCCCCGAGGCCCUGCGAGCGGUCCUCCAAGUCCUGCUCCGGCUCCAAUGAGUGUAGGUUUCGGUCUCCGAUCGCAAGAUAGUGAUAUCGAAGAUCUCAAGAUAUAUCUUGAAGAUCAAACUGCACUCUUGGUUCAGAAUAUACAAUCUCUAGUCUCAUCUAUUCGUUCAGAGGGUGGUAUCAAUGCUAUCUCUACCCAAAUCGACGCAAUUGCCAGCGUUGUCGGUGAAGUUGUCGCCUCCACUGAGGAAGCCAUGAUAAAUAACCCAGCUCUCCGUUCACAAAGUCAACCAGUCUUGACGAAACUCUCUGGGUGCAGAGAACGGAUCAUGGCUGCAGGCGAAGAAGGUAGAGAAAUCGCAGAGGAAGGGGAAGAAGAUGACGAAAGUGAUGCAGAUUGGAGAGCUUGGAACCAAAGCUUACCGCCUAUCGCAUUUGAAAUUGCCCGAGAAACCAAAGAGUUGGUUCUCAGAGUCGAUGUUCUUGAUGGAGAAGGUGGCGGAAAUGAUGACUUCUCAUGA
Sclerotinia borealis F-4128 is the source of this 3216-nucleotide messenger RNA. Lineage: Eukaryota; Fungi; Ascomycota; Leotiomycetes; Helotiales; Sclerotiniaceae. The record is from the annotation of a GenBank genome assembly.